UGAGAUCAAAAUUCACUUCAAUAGCUUAACUAUCCCCUAUCAUAGUUUCUAUAGAUCUACGGCGUUUAUAAAAAGCCCUAAUAUCAUUGUGCAUACGAACACUACCACCUCCCGAUACUACCUCACUAAAAAAGCCACAACCCCCAAAGCAGCAAUGACGAUCUUGACCAGAUCCCUCCAUUACACCCACAGACUAAAGCUUCUUGCAACGACAACCCCCCAAACAACACCAGUGCGCACAGUGCGCAUCGCCGCCUCAGCAACAGCCCAAGACCACCAUGCCUCAACAAACGCCACGCCCGUCGAGGACAUCCCCCCAUUCCGCACCACAACACCACCACAAACCCAGGUCGAAUCUCACAUCUCACGUCUGCCCCUAGUGCAGUCCCUCCGCCGGGACCCAAAGUACAAGGAAACCCGCCCUCACCUGUCCAUGAACCCUUCUCUGCGGCCCGCUCAUUUCGUUGCGGGCUCUCUGGCCGGCCCGGAGAAGGUCACCGUUCCCCCGUAUAUGUGGACGGCGGCUGAGAAGCUGAAGGACAGCGGCCGGUGGGCGGCACGUGUGAUAUCAGUGUUCCAUAUCGGGAAGCAAAUGUGCGGGCACCCGGGAUUCGUGCAUGGGGGCUUGUUGUCCGUUAUGUUCGACGAGGCAUUUGCGCGGUGCGUGUCGGCGUCGUUUCCGAGUGGACUAGGUAUGACGGCGAACCUCAAUGUGGACUUUCGGAAGCCAGCCGUCCCUGAUCGGCUGUACGUGCUGCGGGCUGAUACGGUUAAUGUUGAGGGGAGGAAGGCUUGGGUGGAAGGGAGCUUACGCUCGCUGCCGCCUUCUGGGGAGGAGAGUGAUCCCGUUACGGUGGCUGAAGCUAGGGCUUUGUUUGUUGAGCCCAAGUUUGCAGAGUCUAUGGUACCUCUGUAUCGCGAUUGAUUGAGGCGUGGCUGCCGAGAGCGCCAUAUGAUUUAAAUACCCUUCGGCACAAUAUUUUGAAUAAACUUAUAAUACCUCAUAUAGACUAUGGACACAGGAUGAAACGGAGUACUGAUAGAUUGGGCAACAAUUUUGCGCUGAAAUUCUCCAUUUUCUAUCUAGA
Molecule: messenger RNA, 1088 nt
Organism: Aspergillus pseudonomiae
Lineage: Eukaryota; Fungi; Ascomycota; Eurotiomycetes; Eurotiales; Aspergillaceae
Product: PaaI family thioesterase
Exons: 3
Coding region: 155-925 (256 amino acids)
Source: RefSeq, a predicted model, not a curated record